AUGAUGAUGAUGAUGGCGAUGAUGUCUGCUGCUGUUACUCUUCACAAAGGAACGCCAUUUGAUUUUGAAGUAAUGGAGAUAGUCGGAUACAUCAAAAAUCGGAGGGAGGAUGCUCCAGAAUCUACAACGAUCAUGAAAUAUUUCAUUCGUUUUUUGCUUACAAUUUUGGUGAUAACAAGGAAUUUGGCGGCGUUAAUUGAUGUAUGGGCUCAAGACGAAUCAUCAUGUCCAAUCGGGUGGCAAAUUGCCAGCGAUCAAUGUGUCCGUAUUGUAAUUUCACCGGCCAGUCUGAAACAUGCAAAGAAAAUAUGUCACCACGAAGGUGGAGAAUUGAUGGAUACAAGUGUGAUAUUACUUCUGGAAGAUGUUAUGGAUUUGCUCAAAAAUCUAUACGAAAAUGGAUUGUAUGAACCUACUUUUCAUGUUGGAGGAAUGGGACAAGCACUGAAUAGAACAGACGAUGGGAACUAUAAAAUAAUAACUAUAAAUCCAUCAUCCCAUUUUCCAUUCAUCUGCUCGCUCAGUAAAAUGGCACGAAGAUCUUUGCUGUUUCAGCAGAAAUUAUUGCCAAUAGGAGCUCCAAAAAUCAGUUUAACAGGACAAUCGGAAAUAUAUUUUCACCCUAGACAAGACGCUGAUUAUAUUGCAUUGCCAUGUACAGUUCAAGGAAAUCCGAAGCCAACUGUUUCGUGGUACAAGAACGAUGUCGAAGUGCUGAGUCCCUCGAUGUCCAAUGUCUCUUACCUCCUGUCCGGUGGAAAUCUUCUAGUACCAGCAUCAUCAUCUCUCGCCUAUUCUUCGUUCCACUGUACCGCCAAAAACUCUCUGGGAGAAGUCCGAAGCCCCCCGAUUCUCCUGAAACCAUCAUUCAUUGACGCAUUCCGUCCACACCGUCUGGAUGUUUAUUCCCUCGCAACUGGAGGAGCUAAACUGGAUUGCGAUGCUCCAGCACAUCAACCAAGUGAGUGUUUUAAAUUAGUCCCAUCAAAUAGUCUUCAAUUCGCUCAAUUUCUCUCUCAAACUUUGAAAAAGAGACGUAAAACCAUUUUUAAUACGGCGGUGUCUCUUGUCACGCUUUUUCCAUCCAGAAAAUUUAUGUCAUCUUUAGAAUCGCUCACCUAUUCUUGGUUGUAUGGAUCAUCGACGGAUCGAAUUUUGAGUCAAAACGAGAAAAAAUUCAUUUCGUUGGACGGAACACUUUUCUUUUCCUACAUUACAUCGGAUGAUGAAGAUAGCUACGCCUGUUCCCUAUCAGUAUACUCUACGCAAUCAGGUCACUAUGGACCAUUUUUCCGACUUAUCUCUUCGACUCCAAAACUAGCCAAUUCAACUUUCCCGCCGAAACUUGAUUCAUCUCAACCGCAGAUUUUCCCAGAAGAUCCAAAAGUCGGAGAUUCGAUCUAUCUCGAAUGUUUUGCUUAUGCUAAUCCAAUUCCUCAAUACAAAUGGUCUCGUGUCGAUGGAAAACCACUUCCAUCUCGAUCUCAUAUCUCUAACUAUGGAAGAGUUUUGAAGAUUGAUAGAGUGAAUUAUGGAGAUUCUGGAAAAUAUAAAUGUGUCGCAACGAAUGCAUUUGGAGCAGCUGCUGGAGAAGUUCAUGUUAAAUUGAGAGCACCACCAUCAAUACUUCAAGGACUACACGAUCGUCUCGUUCCGACUGAAUCGAAUGUGAGCUUCGAAUGUCUUCUAUCCAAUGCGGACAGUUAUUUUUCUGUGGAAUGGUUCAAAGAUGCAAAACCAAUUGUCCCUUUGCUUCUUCCUGCUGAAAAGAGAAAACGUCUUCAUAUCGAUCACAAUGCGUUGCAUCUGAAACUCGCCGACGAAUCGGAUUCUGGAGUCUAUCAGUGUGUUGUGUCUAACAAUGUCGGAAGUUCUUCGAGUUCUGCUCUUCUAACUGUCAAGGAUUCCGCUCCUGUCUUUCCUCCAAACGCAAUGCCUCGGAAAGUGUUCGCAGCAUUGGGAUCCACUGUUAGCAUUCCUUGUAUUUUCGAAGCAUCGCCAAGGUUUCAUGGGAAAUGGGCGGAUGCUGGAGGAUCAAGACUUCCGCAAAAAGGAAGAAUCAGAGAUGAAGAUGGAGUGAUUAGUAUUGAGAAAGUUCUUCAUGAAGAUGCUGGAUUAUUCUUCUGUACCGCCCAUAAUAAAUUGGGAAAGACACAUGCACAAGUUCAAUUGAUUGUGAUGAAUAAGCCGUCAAUUAAAACCAAUUAUCUGGAUGAGGAGACGGUGAAUAUGAGUUGUGAGGUUGAAUUGACAUGUGAAAAUAGUGCCGAAUGUCCAGAAGCACUGUUUGAAUGGAAGAUUAAUGACCGACCUGCAAAGGAGUAUCCAUCAUUGAAAUCAAAAGUUCAUGAGAAGAAAAGUGGACACAAAGGAAGACAUGUGAAGCAAAAAGUGGAUCUGGAGGUACCGAAAAGUCUGGCUGGAAAACGUCAAAUUGGAAGAUUCGCAUGUUCAUCUCUCUACGGAGGAAGUUCAGAAUUGGUUACGAAACCUCAACUUCCUUCUCCUAUCGCAUUGACUGUCGAAAAAAUGGAAGAAGAAGGCGGAGGGAAGCAGAAAAAGAAGUUUAGGUUGAAAUGGAGACUUCCACCACAACACAGAGAUACUAGAGAUCAUUCGCCGAAAGUGGAAGGAUAUUUAGUGGAACUUCGAACUAGGAAGAAUAGAAAAUGGAGAGCGGCUGAACGGCAAUUUAUUGGAAACAUGGAAAAGGAUAGUAUUACGGUGGAGAAUCUUCUUCCGAAUACCGAGUAUCAGUUCCGUGUUAGAUCAGUUGAAUCUGCUGCAAUUGGAGAACCAUCUAUGCCAAGUGAUUGGGUUAAAACUGCACCUGGUGCACCAUCUGAAACUAUUGACAAUUUGAAAUGGAGAUCUUUGGAUUCACAAACUUUGCUCGUUGAAUGGCAACCAAUUGAACAGGGACAAGAAUCUUCUGGAGAUAAUUUGAGAUAUCGGGUGUCUUGGAGUGAAGCUUCAGUUGGAAGAAAUGCAACCGAUGAAAUGAAAUCGUUGAAUCACGAUGAUGAUUUUGAAAAUCAUUUGGAUUCGGAUCAUUCACAGGCAAUUCUAAAAUUGAACACAACUGAAGGUUGUCGAAUGGUGGUCCUUGCUGUUCGGCCCGUUAACGACCAAGGAAACGGAACAGUCAGUACAGAUACUGUAGCAUUCUUGAAUAGUAGAGGAGAGCUUAAAAAAGUUUCGCUACACAAUGUGAAACCAAUCAAUGCGUCACACGUAAACAUCUCAUGGAUCUGGGAUACAACAUCUGAUUGUGAUACGAAACAUGCUGUUCAGAUCACUUGUCUCGAUGUGAGAGGAUCUGAAAUUUCGGCUACUAUAGCCAGUGAUAGAACUUUCUGGAUGUUGGGAGGAUUGGAAGCCGAAACUGCGUAUGAUUGUGAUUUGAAAGCAAUUGAUAACCAUGGAAACUUUGGGCCAACAAGCAAGAAAUUCAGAAUUCAUACAAAACAACAUCCACCUGAACAAAUGCCAUUGAUUGGGAAGCUGAUGAUGAAACAAAUGAAAGACAGCUACACGACGAUUCUCGAAUGGACAGCAAUUGAGUUGCAGAAACCGAAUAGAACUGAAAAUGGAUGUGGAUAUAAGAUCUUCAUCUACAUUUCUGAAACGGCUACAGAGGCUAUCGAACUUGACAUGCCAGUUCAACGUCUUUCUGAUCGUCGGAACCCAUCUGCACGUCUUGACGGAUUGAAACUAAUGUACAUGUAUACUAUCAAAGUAGCUGGAUACAAUCCUGGAGGAAUUGGUCCGAUUAGUGACCCUCGAAGUAUACGAUUAGGAGCUCCAGGAUCGAUGGAUUACACUUCUGAAAGUUCUGCAUUGUCAGUUACGAUUCUUGUACUAGUCACAUUACUUCUGAAUUUAUUCAUUUGA
Caenorhabditis briggsae is the source of this 3894-nucleotide messenger RNA. RefSeq names its product Protein CBR-RIG-6 (gene Cbr-rig-6). Gene Ontology annotation, biological process: cell-cell adhesion. Gene Ontology annotation, molecular function: protein binding. The transcript is spliced from 14 exons. Lineage: Eukaryota; Metazoa; Nematoda; Chromadorea; Rhabditida; Rhabditidae. The record is from RefSeq and is a predicted model, not a curated record. The coding region runs from base 1 to 3894 and encodes 1297 amino acids.